AUGAACACAAGUAAUGGCAAAUGGUUUGACAAAAAGAUAAGCCCGUCAAUUAGUGGGUCGGUUACUUCUUCGACAUAUACGGCACACUCAUUAGACCAGCAUCAAAUAUCUAUUUAUAAGAACCUUGAACAACCGCGUUUUGAAAUCAAACAAGUACAACUACAAUUUGAUUUGAGACAUAAGCUCGAGAGGGUUGUUGUGGCAGACAGUCUAAUGUACUUGAUUGUUGGGGGGUCACUAAUGUUCAAAAUAGACCUAAACAACCCUUCGCAAUUGAUCAAGUAUCUGGUACCCCCACCUUUGCUUACACCAUCACAGGCUGCCUUUGAUGUUUGGGUUAAUAGAACCGGAGAGGAUUUGAUAUUGAGGGUCAAUCAGCAAUACUACUAUUUGAACCAGGACUACAAAGCUUUCAAGUUGCUAGGAAAGCUCAAAAACUUGGAUAUAACAUCAGCCGUUUUCAUGUCGGCGCAUACUGUACUAAUGGGAACAUCAAAUGGUGCAGUUUACUUGGCAGUGAUAAGACCUCAUGAAGAUGUUAAAAAAAACGACCUACAAUACUUUAAACAGGUUUUUAAGGUGGAGUCAAAAGUGCAAGGAAUAGCACUUACAAACAACCAAUCUCAAAUUCAUUUGAUUGCCAAUUUUACCCUAUAUACCUGGCCUUGCUUUGAUACUUCGUACAACGAGUUGACAAAAGUGUUCAAGACACAGCCGGUGAUUAGAAAUAUUGCUCAUAAAAACACGCGGUAUCUAUUUGCAUCUAAUGAUGACAACUUUGUGUUUUUGUCAGAUGAAUUGGUCACCAACGACGAGGAAAUACAAAUACCUUUGAUAAAACAAGACUUGAAAGAUUUAAUGAUUACAUCGCAUCACUUGAUUGGCUUUGACAGCAAAAGCAGCAUUUAUAUCUUUAACAAAUUGAAUCAGCAAACAAAAACGUUACAGUUUGAGGGAAACAUCAGUGGUUUUGCAAGUGACUCUAGCACUUAUUGGAUAUACACUGAUAAUUCCAUCUACGAGUUGCUCAUCUCUAAUGAAAGCAGUUUGGUCUGGUACGAUUAUUAUAGAAUGGGUAAAUUUGAGGAAGCUCUAAAUUGCUUGGAGGACAAUGAGGAGAAUUUUUUUAAAAGAGACUUGGUUUUAAUAAAACAGGGCUACGACUAUUUACAAAAGGGGGGCUUUGGGUUGGAGACAAGGGAAAAAGAUCUCAUUCUGUUGCAGAAGAAAGGGAUAAAUAUUUUGGCAAAACUGACAGAACCUUUUGAAAAAGUAUGUCUCAUGUUGAAUCGAACAAACUCGAGAGGUAUGCUAUUGGACUAUCUAUUGUCUAAGUUUGCAAUGAAUAAACGGAACAAAGUGAGGGCGGUGGUGCUAUCAACUUGGAUCCUCGAACUCAUGGGUAGACUCAAUGACGACAGAUUUGAUGAUUUUGUAAGGUCAAACUAUAAGUUGUUUGACAGGUCAAUAUACGAAGUAUUGCAAGGGGAAAAGGCAUUGUUUUACGCUGAUUUGAUUGAAGAUUAUAGGUUUAUAUUGAACUACCAUCUCAAUAGGAAAACUUGGUCACUAGCUGUUAGAACACUUGCUAGGAUGUAUUUGAAAGAUGCUGAGGCUAUUUAUGAAAGUGCCACCACAUUAUUGCUAAACUAUCCCAAAGUUGUUGACAUGUGGUUGAGAUUUGACUUGGACUAUGAACGUAUGUUGCCAGCGGUGUUGUCUUAUUGCGCAAAAAAUAAACAAGUAUCUUUGAGUAGCAACGUUGCCGUGAAAUUCAUACAAAGAGUUCACGACAAGGGAUACAAAAGCAAACAGCUCAACAAUUACUACUUAUCUCUCCUCGUGACGUCUCCAGAAGACACUGAGAGUUUAAUAAUCAAAUUCAUCAACAAUGAAAAAUCUUAUGAUCAAAAUUUUAUUUUGAGACUAUGCAUCCUCCGGAAUAGAAUCUAUCCUGCUGUUUUGAUCUAUAUAGAUAUGGGCCUUUAUGAACAAGCAUUGGAUUAUGCGUUGCGCAAUGAUGCUAUUGAGCAAGGCGAAUAUGUUCUUCGGAAAUAUGAAGAAGAUAUCGUAAAAGAGGAUGUAAACGAAGAAGAAAAGGAACAAGAGGAAGAAGAGGAGGAGCAUGAUCACCAUCACAGCAAAUUAGAGAAGGAAAGUUAUAGCAUUAGGAGACAUUUGUGGUUGAGUUUUGCAAAACAUUUGAUUGACCAUGUGUGCCUGGGGAAAGAUGUUGGACUUGCAGACUUGGAUAAGUCUCCCAAUAAGUUGAACAAGAUAUUGAGCUAUGUCUCGGGCAAGUCAUCGCCGUUGGGCUUAAAAGAUUUGUUACCGUUAUUUCCCGAAACUGUUAUGAUCAACAAUUUUAAAGACGAGAUAGUAGACUCUCUCAACAACUACAAUCGCAGUUUACAGGAUAUCAACGUUAAGAUUCAAGAAAAUAGCGACUUGUUAUCAUCGUUGAAACAGGAGACUUUACUAGAAAAGCAGAGGAAAUCUGUUAGCUACUCGGUUGUAGAACCGGGCACACCUUGUCGCUUGUGCACUAAUUUACUCAUUACAAAAAAUUUCAUCUUUUUCAAAAAUUGCAAGCAUGGCUUCCAUAAGGAAUGUUUAGUUCGUUUUUAUUCAAAGUCCAAGGGGAACUACAAUUUCAAGAAAAUUUACCUGAACUUUAUGAGAAAUGGAGGUAAAGAUCAAGGGAAAUUGAAGCAGGAGAUUGACGAGAUGUUAUGCAAAGAGUGUGUAUUAUGUAGCGAGUCCCAUAUCAACACUAUCGACCUAGGUUUCCUAGAGGAAAACGGCAAGGACAUCGAAGAGUUGAAAUCGUGGGAACUCUAA
Molecule: messenger RNA, 2841 nt
Organism: Lodderomyces oxycetoniae
Lineage: Eukaryota; Fungi; Ascomycota; Pichiomycetes; Serinales; Debaryomycetaceae
Product: PEP3
Exons: 1
Coding region: 1-2841 (946 amino acids)
Biological process (GO): organelle fusion; vacuole organization; endosome organization
Cellular component (GO): endosome; HOPS complex
Molecular function (GO): protein-macromolecule adaptor activity
Source: RefSeq, a predicted model, not a curated record